GUCAUAGAUCUGAUUCACAGCCUGUAACAAAAUCUGUUUUUAUUCCUCAAAUCAUUUUUUUGGUGUUAUUUUUUUGAUGAUCUAUUCCUUCCCCUCUCAGAUCAUGGCUAACUUUGACACGGUUCUGAAGUUCUGGGGUCCAGUGGAGGCUGACUAUGAUGCCUACGGCGGCCUGGUUCUGAGCCGUUUAUUCACAGAGCACCCAGACACCCUGAAGCUGUUCCCCAAGUUUGCUGGCAUCGCCAGGAGUGACCUGGCCGGUAACACGGCCGUUUCUGCCCAUGGUGCUACUGUACUGAAAAAACUCGGGGAGCUGCUGAGGGCCAAAGGCGACCAUGCUGCAAUCCUCAAGCCCAUGGCCAACAGCCACGCCAACAAGCACAAGAUCCCCAUUAAUAACUUCAAGCUGAUUGCAGAGGUCAUUGGUAAAGUCAUGGGGGAGAAGGCUGGACUCGACGCUGGCGGGCAGGAGGCCCUGAGGAACGUGAUGGCUGUCGUCAUAGCUGACAUGGAGGCCAAUUACAAAGAACUUGGCUUCACCGGCUAGACAUUCUAGCGCAAAGCUUUUUUUUUUUCCAUCUGCAAAAGCUGUGUUCAAAAUCAAAUGGUUUGAUUGAAAUAAGAAAUCACUUAAGACUAAAAACAUAAUAAAGUUUAGAAAAGGGAGAUUGACCCUGUUAAGCAUUAUUUAAUGUUUCAUGACCACAUACUGUAAACACUUAUCAUAUAUUGCCAAUAAAUCACAAGU
Molecule: messenger RNA, 748 nt
Organism: Labrus bergylta (ballan wrasse)
Lineage: Eukaryota; Metazoa; Chordata; Actinopteri; Labriformes; Labridae
Gene: mb
Product: myoglobin
Biological process (GO): oxygen transport
Cellular component (GO): extracellular exosome
Molecular function (GO): oxygen binding; heme binding
Source: RefSeq, a predicted model, not a curated record